Molecule: messenger RNA, 1234 nt
Organism: Alternaria alternata
Lineage: Eukaryota; Fungi; Ascomycota; Dothideomycetes; Pleosporales; Pleosporaceae
Product: GroES-like protein
Exons: 4
Coding region: 243-1130 (295 amino acids)
Molecular function (GO): oxidoreductase activity, acting on NAD(P)H
Source: RefSeq, a predicted model, not a curated record
GUUUUCUAUACUGAAUGAGGUGACCGGCGGUCAACUUGUUAAGCCGUUCUGUGGAGUCUCUCGGUGUCGCAUUCGGAUUCGAAGAUGUACGUAGGUGUCGUGAAACAAAAUACUGUUUGUAUGUACUGGAACCACUACUACAUAAGAGAGGGAUCACUGUCCUUUUCAGACUUGAUCAUACUAUUAUUCCACUCAUACCAUUACCACUUCAAUCUACAAUCAUCAACUCUUCACAGCCAACAAUGCCUCAGAACAAAGCUGCCUGGAUCACCUCGCCUGGUGCUCAUCCCUUUGUAGUCAAAGAAGCACCGUACCCAAGCGCUGGACCUGGAGAAGUGGUCAUUAAGAAUGCGGCUAUUGCUAUUAACCCCGUGGAAUGGAAGAUCCAAUACCACAGCGAUGAACACAAAUACGUAUACAACUACCCGUUCAUCCUCGGUUCAGACUGCGCUGGUACAGUCGAAGAUGUCGGUGAAGGGGUAACGAGAUUCGCAAAGGGGGAUAGGGUUAUUGCAUUCUGUCCCUCACUUCCUACCAACAAUACCGCACAAUCCGCCUUCCAACACUACACCCUCGUUCCAGCCACCCACGCCAUCUCCAUCCCCGCUUCCCUCACCUUCAAAAAUGGCGUCGUACUACCUCUCGCCCUCGCAACCGCUGCAUCUGGUCUUUACCCGCCCAAUCUACUCAAUCUACCUCUACCGACUACUCCGCCACGCAAGACAGAGUUGAAGAAGACGGUGCUAAUCUGGGGUGGUUCCUCCUCUGUCGGCCUCGCUGCGAUCCAACUCGCUGUCGCAUCCGGUCUCCGCGUCAUCGCGACAUGCUCCCCGGCUAAUUUCGAAUUGGUGAAGAGCGUGGGUGCGGAAGAGGUGUUUGAUUAUAGGUCUGCGUCUGCAGCGAGCGAUAUCGUGGCUUCACUCCAGCAACCCGACACCGAAUUCGCCGGUGUGUACGACGCCAUCUCUGAAUCCUCUAGCUUCAGCAUGGUAAAAUCCAUUGUCGAAACCCUCCAAAGCAAGGCGCCCAUAGCAGUCGUUAUGCCGUGUGCAGCGGACAUGGCAUCAGAGUGCAUAUUGGGGAAUACAUCUUUGGCGAGUUUCUCCCUGAAGCACUUGAGAAGGGGGUAAUGCAGGCUAAGCCCGAUGCUGAGGUUGUGGGGAAAGGGCUGGAGAGCGUGCAGCAUGGUGUAGAUGUGUUGAAGAAGGGAGUCAGUGCGAAGAAGAUUGUUGUG